Orbicella faveolata is the source of this 675-nucleotide messenger RNA. Its product is annotated as putative skeletal organic matrix protein 5. The record is from RefSeq and is a predicted model, not a curated record. Lineage: Eukaryota; Metazoa; Cnidaria; Anthozoa; Scleractinia; Merulinidae.
AUGGAGAAGAUUGACGCGCACCAUCCAGUUGAAGCAUACCUGGACGAAGACAGAACGCCUGGCAAGGGACAGAGGAUUGCAGGAGUUUUCUAUGACGUCAUGCAAAGAACUGUACAACGCAUACAACUUUCUCACGACGAAAGCAAAAGGUCCAGCGUGAGUCAGCUGGUUACGCUCCUCAUUGACUCAAAACCAAUUCCUGUUCUCUGUCACAUGGGAGAUUUUGGAUGUGGAGAUGAAGGAUGGACGCCGGUCAUGAAGAUUGACGGCAACAAGAUCUGUCUUGGUAUGAAGAUCGGCAAUCAGAUCAAGUUCAUUGUCAUCAACAAGAAGGCCAUCUCUCUGUACUCAUUGAUCGCUGACGGGCAAUACCGCGCCACCUCACUGGGUCGUAACAUGUGGAGGUCACUGAUUGGUUCACAAGCCUCCUUACAGAACGACUGUAACAAGGAAGGAUUCAAUGCUGCAGGUAGCGUUCAGGGCUAUUCUAAAGCAAGAAUCGGCUUCCUAGGUAACAAUGGAGACGUGUGCAACACCCCUGACUCGAGAAUCGGGUUUGGUACAGGAGGAUAUCAUGAUGACUCCAACACGUGUGGAAACGAGGCUGUAGAUCACCCGAGUUCAGAUAAUGGAGGCAAACACAUCAAAGCCAUGGGUUAUAUCUUAGUCCAGUGA